Messenger RNA from Carica papaya (papaya), 2292 nucleotides. It is a transcript of the gene NS2, whose product is annotated as asparaginyl-tRNA synthetase 2. Gene Ontology annotation, cellular component: mitochondrion. Gene Ontology annotation, molecular function: ATP binding; asparagine-tRNA ligase activity. Gene Ontology annotation, biological process: asparaginyl-tRNA aminoacylation. The record is from RefSeq and is a predicted model, not a curated record. NCBI's taxonomy places the organism in Eukaryota, Viridiplantae, Streptophyta, Magnoliopsida, Brassicales, Caricaceae.
UUUUCGCUCUCAAGUCAAAUAGUUCCCGCGAAUACCCAACCUUCAAGAUCAAGAAUACCAAACCUUGCCGCUCCUCUCUCUCACAGGCAAUCAGAAGCCUGCAGAGAUGGCAAUACAAGCAAAAUAUCCCUUUGCUUUUGCCUCCAAUCUCAUGAUUCCUUCUCCGAGGAAACCAUCCAACCUUCCCUCCUCAUUAUACCAAUCUCUCUCCAUAUAUAUACUCUGCACUACUCUAUUUCUUCUCAAUUCAAGAACCCGCAUAUCCUCUUCACUCUUAUUUUCUUCUUGCUACCAUUUCCUCUUCUAUUUCUUCUCAUACCCAUAUGGAUUCUCAACCCAGACCAGACUCUUGGGACACAGUUUCAGCAGGAUUGGUUACAGCUUCCAGUUAUACGAAGCGGGUGGUGUUGAAAUCCCUGGUGGGACGCAGCGAUGGGGGUCUGGCUUUGGUGGGUCAGCGAGUGGUGAUUGGUGGAUGGGUCAAGUCUUCGAAGGAGGUGAAGAAAGAGCAGCCGCCGCCGGCGGCAAUUGUACCGGCCAGUCUCCCUAGAGCUGGUGGUGAGGCUGCGGGGAAUAGAGACGUGACUUGCACGGAGAUUAUUCAAUCUAGAAUCACCAUUUUUAGGAAAAUAAUCAAUGCUCUGAGUGGUGCGACUAAUGUUCCUGUUCGUGAGAAGACGGACUCCGCGAUUCAAAAGCCUACCCUACCAUCCCCUUCUACUCUCUACUUCCUGAUAAAUGAUGGUUCAUGUGUUGCCAGUCUUCAGGUUGUGGUGGAUUCUUCAAUAUCUUGGUUGCCGGCUAGCCAGCUUCUGCCUUUUGGAACUUGUAUAGUAGCAGAAGGGAUACUGAGGGAACCAUCAUCACCUGGAAAACAUGUUGUUGAGCUCAAAACAGAGAAACUUCUUCACAUAGGGACAGUUGAUCCGGAUAAAUAUCCAUUAUCAAAGAAACAGUUGCCCCUGCACGUGUUGAGGGAUCAUUCUCACUUUCGGCCUCGCACAACUACGGUGGCAUCAGUCACACGAGUCCACAGCGCCCUUAAUUUGGGAACUCAUAAGUUCUUCCAGGACCAUGGGUUUCAGUACGUGCAAGUACCUAUCAUCACAAGCACAGAUGCUGAAGGAUUUAGUGAGAUGUUCCAGGUUACUACUCUUUUCAAGGACGCAGGUAAGGAGGAAUCUGAAGCAAUUAUUGAUACUGAUGUGGUUAAGCUUGAUGUUCUUAAGGCUGCUGUAAAGGUGAAGAGUCAAAAGGUUGAAGAGCUUAAGAGAAGCGAAAGCAAUAGGGAGGCGCUGGUUGCUGCAAUUCGGGAUUUAAACAAAACGAAUGAACUAGCAUCACAGCUAGAAUCAAGGCAAAAGUCAAAAGCUGAAAAUUUCACGAAGGCUGAUAAGUCAAAAAUUCCUGAAGAUUUCUUCUCUCGCCAAGCUUACUUGACUGUUUCUGGUCGACUUCAUCUAGAGAGUUAUGCAUGUGCCCUUGGAAAUGUUUAUACCUUUGGUCCAAGAUUUCGAGCUGAUAAGGUGGAGAAUGUAAGACAUGUGGCAGAGAUGUGGAAUGUUGAAAGUGAAAUGGCUUUUUCAGAUUUAGAGGGUGCCAUGAACUGUGCAUAUGAUUACUUCAAAUUUCUUUGCAAGUAUAUAUUGGAAAAUUGUUCUGAAGAUAUAAAGUUUAUAUCAAAACGAGUUGACAAGAAUGUCAGUGCUCGCCUUGAAUUGAUGGCAUUCAAUUCUAUUGCGAAACUAUCCUAUGCAGAAGCAGUGGCUCUUUUGCAAAAGAUCGUGGAUAAGACAUUUGAAACAAAACCGGAGCUGGGCAUGGCUCUAACAACAGAACAUCUGAGCUAUCUGGCUGAUGAGGUCUACAAAGGUCCAAUGGUUAUAUACAAUUAUCCAAAAGCACAAAAGCCAUUUUAUGUCCGCUUGAAUGAUGAUGGAAAUACAGUUGCAGCUUUUGAUGUGGUUGUGCCUACGGUUGGAAUACUAAUUACAGGCAGCCAAGACGAGGAGCGGUUUGAUAAACUGUUUGCAAGGAUCAAGGAACUAAGCUUGCCAAAAGAGCAGUAUGAAUGGUAUUUAGAUCUACGCAGACAUGGAACAGUCAAGCAUGCUGGAUUCAGUUUAAGAUUUGAUCUCAUGGUUCUUUACGUAGUCGGUCUUCCUGACGUAAGGGAUUCAAUUCCUUUCCCCAGACGGUGGGGAAAGCAAUUGGUCGAUUAAGUUUCCAGUGAAAACCAUACUUCAGGAAGGUAUGCCAUAUAUGAAGCCUAUCAAUGUAUUGGAGAGAAAA